AUCAUUGUAACUCAGUUUCAUAAAAACAUCAAAACCGAACCUACUUUCUUCCCAAAACAGCAAAGAAUUUAACACAAACGUUAAUAAAAUUUGUAACCGCACAAAUUCGUAUAGUUUGAACGAACACACUCCAGUUUCUCAAUUUUCGGCGCUGAAGUUUUCUUGAGGUUUAUAUGCUAUUGUUGAAACUAUUGGGGCAAAUUUACUUAGGCCGAUUAUUAGGAUCUCGUCGUAUCACGCAUAAUUGUUCGAUCUGAGAUUGAAGUAUGGAUUCUCAGCAACUUUAUAGAUUCAGUAUGACAAGUAGUGCAGGAUUACCUAACAUGUCAUCUUUUUCCACUUUUCCAUCACUACAAAAUGGUUUGCUUGGUUCGUUGAAAGUUGGCAUUGGAAACUCGCCUGAUUCGCCUUUUUCAUCUCAUUUUGAUUCUGAUAAUCUUUCUGCAUUUAGUGACAACUACGAGCAACAGAACUCGGGUGAAACGCUCUCUGGUAUAAGCGUAUCGUAUAACUCAGCGCUGGAAACUAACCGUUAUUUGCAUAAAUCGGUUUCAUCGGUCGACAAUCUCAAGGGAAGUUUGCAGUUGUAUUCAGCUAGAAGAUCUCUUCCGCCGAGUUGUAACCAGAUAGUUCAACACGCGUUGUUGGAACUAGAAACUGCGCUGAUGGCUCCCGAUGAUAACGAAGUUACUGCAUCUAAUUCUUCAUUGGGUGAGAGCAUCAAGGAAACGGCAUCUGGACCGAGAUAUAGAUCAUGGGGCCAUGUGAGUCAAGGGUCACAAUAUAUUCAAAAUCAACCGUCACAUGCUACUAGUAGUAGUAGGCAAUCGAAUGAAGUUGUGCAUGUAGAAAAACGUCGAAAGUUGGAGGAGGAGUCAUCUCUACAAGCGUUCCCGUCAGGUGAUUUAAAGCAAUUACUGAUUGCAUGUGCCAAAGCCAUGGCUGAAAACAACAUACAAGAUUUCAACCGAUUGAUAGAAAUGGCUAGAAAUGCCGUGUCUAUCAAUGGGGAGCCAAUCCAGAGGCUCGGUGCUUAUAUGGUAGAAGGGCUUGUUGCGAGGAAGGAAGCAUCGGGGAAUAGCAUCUAUCGUGCUCUUAAGUGUAGAGAGCCUGAAGGCGAAGAAUUACUCACUUACAUGCAUCUGCUUUACGAGAUCUGUCCCUACUUGAAAUUUGGUUACAUGGCUGCGAAUGGAGCCAUUGCUGAAGCUUGUAGGAAUGAGGAUUACAUACACAUCAUAGACUUUCAGAUUGCUCAAGGAACUCAAUGGAUGACACUUCUUCAAGCUCUUGCUGCAAGACCUGGCGGGGCUCCCCACGUGCGGAUCACAGGAAUCGACGAUCCAGUCUCUAGAUAUGCUCGUGGACAUGGACUAGAAGUAGUCGGGAAAAGAUUGGCCUUGAUGUCAAAGAAAUUCGGCAUCCCAGUUGAGUUUCACGGGAUUCCUGUUUUCGGUCCCGAUGUGACAAGAGACAUGCUUGAUAUCAGACAUGGAGAGGCUUUGGCAGUGAAUUUUCCAUUGCAACUCCAUCACACAGCUGAUGAGAGUGUUGAUGUGAAUAAUCCAAGAGAUGGACUUCUAAGAUUGGUGAAAUCUCUUUCUCCCAAGGUGGUCACACUCGUCGAGCAGGAAUCAAACACAAACACAACCCCUUUCUUCAACAGGUUCAUAGAAACAUUAGAUUACUACUUGGCAAUCUUCGAGUCAAUCGAUGUCACCCUCUCGAGAAACAGCAAGGAGAGGAUUAACGUGGAGCAGCAUUGUUUGGCUCGCGAUAUCGUCAAUGUCAUUGCUUGUGAAGGAAAGGAAAGGAUCGAGCGGCACGAACUGUUCGGCAAGUGGAAGUCUAGGCUGACAAUGGCCGGAUUUACUCAAUGUCCUUUGAGUUCUUAUGUGAAUUCUGUUAUAAGAAGUCUUCUGAGAUGCUAUUCAGAGCAUUAUACAUUAGUGGAGAAAGAUGGAGCCAUGUUGUUGGGGUGGAAGAACAGAAAUUUGAUAUCAGCUUCAGCUUGGCAUUGAUGAAAGACAUAUAGAGAUAAGAAAUAGUAUAAUAAUUGAGAAAUAACAUGAUGAUGGAAGCCACAAGGUUUGUGUUGAUUUCCAGUGCUACGUAUCCAUUAUCAUUGUCUUAAAGGUCUAUGUUCUUUAAGAAUGUCUAUAAAUAGUAUGGUGUAGUAGUUAUGUAAUAAUAUUGAUUCUUUUAAUAGUAUGUUUCUUUGGUUUUGUAGACA
Messenger RNA from Lathyrus oleraceus (garden pea), 2233 nucleotides. RefSeq names its product scarecrow-like protein 21. The transcript is spliced from 2 exons. Bases 267 to 2021 code for a protein of 584 amino acids. Lineage: Eukaryota; Viridiplantae; Streptophyta; Magnoliopsida; Fabales; Fabaceae. The record is from RefSeq and is a predicted model, not a curated record.